CACAAUCUAUCGAGAUCGCUGACAGCAGUCACCACGACAUCAUCGAAUCGCACAAGAGAGCCUACACUCCCAGAUCAAAUAUGGCAUACUUCCGCAUCACGCUCCUGCGCUCAGCAAUUGGUCUACCGAAAAAGACUUCCGGAGUCCUCUACGCGCUCGGCCUCAAGAAGCGCUUGACAACAGUAUACCAACCAGUCUCCAGACACGCCGCUGGACAGAUAUUUGCAAUCAAAGAGCUCGUCGAUGUGCAGGAAGUGGACUCACCUUUGAGCAAGACGGAGAUGAAAGAGUUGCGAAGACCAGAUCCUGGCUUCUAUGUCGAGACUAGAGCGAAAGACAUCAGGAAAGCGCUUUGAGAGGAUAGCUUCGAGCAACGCGUAUGAGGAUUAGACGUGGUGGACGGAGAGCCAGGAAUGACGAUGGUCAGUGGGUGGAAUGGAUGAGGCAUUGCUUCUCACUACCAUCAUCGCGCAUUGGAAACGUCGAAACGAGCCUGGAGGUAGCAUUCGAGGGAAAGGAAGCGGCACGUACGGUCAGCGCAGCAAACCAAGAUGUUGCUGCGCACGAUAUCCCAUCGCGAAAUGGGCGCGAGAGACGUCAAUAUGCUGAUGAGAGGAGAGGAGGGAUUCACGAGAAAGCUACCGCGCCACAAAGAUCCGACACAGUAUUCUGUCGAUAUAUGAGCAAGAUCUACGAAGUCGAGUUCGAAACCCCAAGCUUCUCGAGCCACGGCGAGACAACUUUCGCUGCGAUCUCCAGAUUAUUCUUCUCCAAAAAUAAGAAAUGGCCAUUGCCAUGAAUUCCCACCGUCUCCAACGGCACAUGGUCCAUCUUAACUCCAGCCUGUCUCGCCCACUCGACCGUGCAGUAGUCGUAUACCGUAUGAUAGCUACACUCGCUUGUCAAAAGGAGGCUGGGCACUUUGGCAAUGUUCACAAGCUGCCGCGCUGGUUCAACUUGUCUGUAGCAUUUCGACGAAUUGGAGUUUCUGGCUGCUACUAGCUCGAUGUCCAACUCGGCAGCGCUAGAGACUGAGGGAUCGUAAUGCACCGGUACAGCAGUCAGACCGUACGAGCGGGCGCCGCCGGUAGUGCUGUAACCAGAUUGCUGUGGGACAUGUUACUCGAAUGUUCUCAUAUGAUGCCUCCGCCAUAGCUAGGAUGUAGAUACAUUGCUUCAAUUCAGCCCAUCGAUGGG
Molecule: messenger RNA, 1197 nt
Organism: Pseudocercospora fijiensis CIRAD86
Lineage: Eukaryota; Fungi; Ascomycota; Dothideomycetes; Mycosphaerellales; Mycosphaerellaceae
Exons: 1
Coding region: 81-356 (91 amino acids)
Biological process (GO): translation
Cellular component (GO): large ribosomal subunit
Molecular function (GO): structural constituent of ribosome
Source: RefSeq, a predicted model, not a curated record